AUGGCUCUCAGUGUCAGCCUCGGCUUCGGUAUGCAUCUGCUGGAAAUCGACUUUAGCAAUCGCGAGAAACUGUUGUUGCUUGGUUCAUUGAGUACAACGUUCAGCACCCUCUCCGCUGUGCUGUCAAAGACAUCGUUCGGCCUGACAUUGCUCCGUCUAACACAAGUCGGCUACGAGAAGACUCGAGCUUUCGUCUGGGUUAUCAUGGUUUCGAUGAACAUACUUAUGUUUUGUGAUGCCUUUUAUUCAUGGGUCGAAUGCCAGCCGUCUCGAAAGCACUGGGAAAUAUCCACCGACGGCACCUGCUGGAGUCCUGACAUUGCUGUCAAUUUGGGCAUUGCCGCCGGCGCAUAUUCAGGCUGCAUGGAUAUUAUCAUGGCCAUCCUUCCAUGGAGAAUAAUCUGGGAAACCAGAAUGGAGCGGAAAGAAAAAGUCGGUGUUCUGGUCGCGAUGAGCAUGGGGCUGUGCGCUGGAGCCGCGGCUUUCGCCAAGUGCUCCCAGAUACCACAGAUUUCAAUGUUUGAUGAGACUUACACAGGAGCCAGCCUCGUCAUUUUGGGAGCUGCCGAGCCUGCCAUCACCAUCGUUGGAGCUUCCAUCCCAGCACUUCGGGUGCUCCUGACAGAUUUCAAGCAUUUCACGCAGCGGCGCGCCUCUGACCAGUCUGAAUCACAAGGGUCGAAUUUCGACUUUUGGGAUGAUGGUUCCAGACAAAGCCGGCGGUCGUUGUUUAAAUGGGACAUUUUUGGAAGCGCAAAGUCCGUCGAGCCUACGAACGCAACCGGGACAACCUCGACUAUAAGCUGCAGCGAUAACACGACUCUUACUCCUCCGGUCGGCCUUGCUGCCGAUUUCUGGGUGUCUGGAUCUGUUCAAAGCCUUCCAAAAUUCAAUUGUGAAAUGUUUGGUACCUGUGGGACUGGCGGGACAGGGUAUUCAACACCGAAAACGUCAUUGUCAGUCCCAACACCGACUCGUCCGGCACCAAGCCACAACUAUCCAAACCUGAGCCAGCAGCUUGAAGACUUCCUGUGGAGCCGGAAGAACAGCUGCGCCGGUACGCUUAGCGAAUCAAUAUAUGACGGCGACUCUAAUCCCGUAGUCAACACUGUAUCGAUGAAGGAUGAUAAAUCCAGAGACAUCAAGCAGCGCUUCCUUGGUCAAAAAAUGAAUUCCACCAGUGCUAUGAAGGUGGUCAGCAAGGAUGAGCGGGAUACUUGGAGCCUCAGCAGCGUCAUGGAGGAUGGAAAUGGCUGCAAGGGGCCUCUUGUACUGCAUAGUGGUGCUCCUGGUCAGUUUGUUGUUGUCCAGACGACCGAGAUCACGGUUGAGUUCGAGUGA
Diaporthe citri is the source of this 1341-nucleotide messenger RNA. RefSeq lists its product as uncharacterized. The record is from RefSeq and is a predicted model, not a curated record. The transcript is spliced from 2 exons. Lineage: Eukaryota; Fungi; Ascomycota; Sordariomycetes; Diaporthales; Diaporthaceae. Bases 1 to 1341 code for a protein of 446 amino acids.